Trichoderma asperellum CBS 433.97 is the source of this 1689-nucleotide messenger RNA. RefSeq lists its product as uncharacterized. Gene Ontology annotation, molecular function: monooxygenase activity; iron ion binding; oxidoreductase activity, acting on paired donors, with incorporation or reduction of molecular oxygen. NCBI's taxonomy places the organism in Eukaryota, Fungi, Ascomycota, Sordariomycetes, Hypocreales, Hypocreaceae. The record is from RefSeq and is a predicted model, not a curated record.
CGGAAUCAUCGGCUACUUAUAUGACAGGCUCUAUUCCAUAUGUAGAUGCGUGAUAAUGGACGAAUUUGCCAGAAUUCCAGGAUACUUCGUCCUGCUCAUUGGCGGUCUCCUCGUAUACUUCAUCACAGGGAGAAUCACUGCGUGGGCGAGACUAAGGUCCUUCCGCGGCCCUUUUUUGACCAAUUUCACCAAUUGGCCUCAUAGAAAAGCUUUGCUUCAACAGAGAUGUCAUGAGUUUUAUGGGGAAGUCUGCGAGAAAUAUGGCCCAAUAGCAAGAGUUGCGCCAAAUAUCCUGGUCACCUCGUCUCCGGACGUGUGGACUCAUGUGAACAACUCGCCUGGUUAUAAACGUUCUGAGUGGUACUACUCAGCUUGCCGCAUCGAGUAUCGACGUGACAACGUCUUUUCGCAGUCCGAUAAUGCAAAGCAUGAUAAUCGAAGGAAGCAAUUGGCUCCAGGUUAUUCCGGGAGAGAAAACCUCGAUAUCGAAGAUUCCAUUGACCAGCGUCUUCGGGAUUUUCUCGACUUGGUGAAAUCCAAGUACGUUUCCACAACAGCCAAAGUUGUGCCCAUGGACCUAGCACGAAAAGUCCAGUUCUUCACACUGGAUGUCAUAAGCGCCGUGGGAACGGGUAAGACAUUCGGCAUGCUGCAGAGGGAUGCCGAUGUAGAGAAUUUUCUCCAGUCUAGCGAGGAAGGACUUCGUAUAGCCAACUUUGCAGCUGCGCUAGGCUUCAGCUGGAUCGCGCAGGCCCCUUUCAUCGGCCGUUUUAUAGCUCCGUCGGCAGAGGACAGCAAGGGGUUCGGCAGGCUGAUGGCAGCUUGCUUCCGCCAUGUUGACGAGCGACUCCAGAAUCCAACAGACAAGAAAUCCGAUAUGUUGGCAUCAUUUAUCCGUCACGGCGUAUUAGGCGAUGACCUACGCUCCGAGGCUCUCGAGCAGAUCGUUGCUGGUUCUGAUACCACUGCAAGCGGUAUUCGAUGCACUUUGCUCCACGUCAUAACAAAUCCUCGAGUAUAUGCCAAGCUUCAGAAAGAAAUUGAUGAAGCAGUUCGAGACGGUAAAGCACCCCAAGACGGCUUCAUCACUCACAGUGUGGCAAAACAACUCCCAUACCUCCAAGCCACCAUCCGUGAAGCUAUGCGAGUCUGGCCCCCUGUUGCAAACAUCUUUUCUCGAGAUAUUCCACCCGGAGGCGACACUGUAAAUAUCGAUGGUAAGGACAUAUUCUUACCUGGAGGUGCUUACAUCGGAUAUUCUGCGCUCGCAAUGCACCGUAGCACCGAGAUUUAUGGCGAAGACGCCAAGGCCUUCCGUCCAGAACGUUGGUUCGAAGAUGACAAGGACAAACUUGCCACCAUGCUCCGCACAAACGAAUUGAUCUUUGGUUAUGGAAAGUGGCAGUGUUUGGGCAAAGAUGUCGCUCGGAUAGAGCUUGAGAAGGUUGUUUUUGAGCUUCUUCGUAAUUUCGAUAUUGCCAUACUUAACCCAACGAAGCCGUGGACGGCUUUGAACAACCUUGGAUUGUUUACCAUCUCUGACAUGUGGGUUCAAGUAAUGGAACGAGGGAGUGGUUGAAUCAUGGAUUAUACUAGGGAUACGCUUGAAUUUGGUGGAUCUUUGGAAAGUAAGAUAUUCCCAAUCUAUUGGUUUAUAAAUGAAAGAUGGAUGGAAAGAUUGAUAAAUUG